Messenger RNA from Pneumocystis murina B123, 1720 nucleotides. RefSeq lists its product as hypothetical. Bases 62 to 1720 code for a protein of 552 amino acids. NCBI's taxonomy places the organism in Eukaryota, Fungi, Ascomycota, Pneumocystomycetes, Pneumocystales, Pneumocystaceae. The transcript is spliced from 5 exons. The record is from RefSeq and is a predicted model, not a curated record. Gene Ontology annotation, cellular component: nuclear chromosome; nucleus; SWI/SNF complex. Gene Ontology annotation, molecular function: transcription coregulator activity. Gene Ontology annotation, biological process: chromatin remodeling; regulation of transcription by RNA polymerase II.
AUAUUAUAAGGUUUUAUCAGGCAUUUAGAAAUGAUAAAAAUUGUAUAGAAAAGGACUUAAUAUGGAGGCAAAAUGUAUAAGAAACACUAAUGAAAUUUUGAACGAAUUUGAACGACGGGAUGAGGCGUAUCAACAGAUUUUAUUAGAGCAACAAGAACGACAGUUAGAGCUUAUCCAUCAGAAAAAAGAAGAACUAUAUCGUUUAAGCAGGAUUCAGAAGCUUAGAUUGUCGGGUAUUGAAGGUUCUAUUCAGGUUUUUGGGCCGGGUUAUUCAGGAUAUGGUAAUGGAUGGACUGGAAUUAAACCUCGGAUGUUAUAUCCUCGUGAACAAAGGGCAAUGAAAAAUAAGGCUAGAAGAUUCAAAAUUCCAAGAGAGACGAUGUUACAUCAGUCAGAAUGUCCAGAGUUAUUAGUACCUGUACGUAUUGAUGUAGAUUCGGAUCGGUAUCGGUUACGGGAUACGUUUACGUGGAAUAUGUAUGAAAUGUCUAUUUCUCCGGAGCAAUUUGCAGAAGUAUUAUGUGAAGAUUUUAGUUUACCGCCUCAUCCACAUUUUGCAACAUCAAUUGCAAAAUGUAUUACAGAUCAGGUAAAUGAAUAUCAACAUCAUGUUUUGAACGAUGCUUUUCAUGCUACGGAGAUGUCGGAAGAGUUUUUGGAGCCAAAUUUACCUUAUACGGCAUAUAAAGAUGAUGAUAUGAGAAUUCAAGUUAAGUUGGAUAUUAUUAUUGCUCAAUAUAAUUUGGUUGAUACCUUUGAAUGGGAUAUUAAUAAUCCCUAUAAUGAUCCAGAGGUUUUUGCAGAGAGAAUGUGUCUCGAUUUAGCUUUAACAGGAGAAUUUAAAACGGCUAUCGCUCAUUCUAUUAGGGAACAAGCACAAAUGUAUACGAAAUCACUAUUUCUUGUUGGAUAUACUUUUGACGGUAGGCCUGUUGAAGAUGAGGAUAUUAAGACUAUGAUAUUGCCUACAGUUUCGUGUAUAUUUCGGCCUUUGGAAAUGUUAAAUGAAUAUUCUCCUGUUUUACAUGAACUUUCGGAAUCUGAAGUAGAGAAACAAAACAAAGAAAAUGAACGUGAUGCACGUCGUAAGCGACGACAGAUUCGGGCUCGUAGAGGUAUACAAUUACCCGAGUUUAAUGAACGACCUAGAACACAAAGAACGCCCGUUGUACAUAGUGUCUUAGUUCCGGAAAACUUUUAUAUUGAUCAAUAUGGAAUUAAUAAAACGCCGAUCCCUGGUUUGAAUGAUGAUGAUGAUUUUGAUAGUUUGUUAAACGAAAGACAACGAUCGCCUUUACUUUCUCGUGAUAUCCGGACUAGAACUCCUGUUCAACAAAAUGCUUAUUCUCCAUCAAUGAGUCCUUCUUUACCUCAACGGCUUAUUUUAAAAUUUAAAAUACCUCGUUUAAAAGAUUUUUUGGUAAAUAUGUUAGAUAAUAAAUCUCAUUUAUCUCCUUCAAUCGGUUCUUCUUCUCUUCCACAAUGGCUUGUUAUUGCUUUAGAUAUUCUUCGUCAACGUUACCCUAAUGAUCUUUUUGAAGGUUUUGUUCGACAAGGAAAUGAUCCUUCCGAUGUUGUUGUACGUAUUCGUUGCAAUGAUUGUCCAGGUAAAUUAUACAUCCCUGGGCCUUCUUUAACUGUUGAAAAUUUUGAAAUUCAUUUAAAAAACCGUUAUCAUCGUACUCGAGUAGAGCAAAGGUUAAGAAACACUUUGUCAUGA